CUAUACUGGAUAUGAAGUUAUGGAAAGUUGUGGAAGGUACGUAUGUUUAAGGGUAGCCUGGCUCAAAUGGUACAGUUCGUGUGUGUGUGUGUGUGUGUGUAUGUGUGUGUGAGUGUGUGUGAGAGAGAGAGUGCUAGAGAGAUCUGUGUGUGAUCUGCAUGUUUUUCUCGUAUUUGUAUACCCUCUUCUGUACCUUUGCUGAAUUGGUGCUAUACCCCAGAUGUACACUUCGAAGUGUACACUUGUACACUUAAGGGUCAUGUGAUUGGCUGGCAUACUGUCCAGGGAACGUUUUGCCUGACAUGCUAUGCUUGCCAGGGCAAGCUCUGCGUAACUGAAACCCUUGGCUAAGUUACCAUUUACACAUAACGCUUGUGAGCCCAAUUUAUUACACCAUAGCACCAACUGAUGUGCCCAAAAAACUGAGUAGUGUGUGGAAGUGACCCUUAUCAACAACAAUGAUCAAAUACAUGCUGUGAUGUAAAACUUUCUUCAUACUUAAAUUGUAAUUCAUUGUUUGGUCGGAAUGCAAUAAUGAUGUAAAAUGCAGCACCUCCAGUUUACUUGAUAAACUGCUGUGAGAGUUUAGGCCGUACAGUUGAGUGUGAAAUUCCAAGGUCAGCCCUAAGCACGCAUGACCACGCAUGUACUACAUAAUCAGCGCAGUUUACAUCCGGCCCAAAGAAUGAGCUUUGGAGUCACAUUUGAACAGCACGAGAGAUUCUGCAGAACCUGUCAAACAACAUACUGGGACCUCACUAGGGCUGAAAAAAUCUUGCAGAUACGGCAGGUUUGCACAGAAGUGCUAUAUCUGAUAUGGGCUCCAGCUGGUAUCCAGUGAUACUUGCGGAGGUUUUUGGAUGAGCUCCUAUAUGGCAAGUCGAAGCUCAGUCUGGACAGGGCUACAGCAAUCUUGCCUAGAAACUGAAUACCGGUAUAGCACAAUGGAGUCUUUCAUAGGCCCGAGCAUCCCGAUAGAGACAGACGAGUCCAUGACUGUGCAGGAGUUGGUGAACAAACUGAAGCAGCAGCAGUGCUUGGCAGACAGUGGCUGUGAAUCGCCAGUAAGAGGCAGGUUCACAGCUCCCAGGCUCACGGUUAAUGAACACAGACAGCCUUGUGAGGGGAAUAUUGACUGGAGACAGCACUGGCAAAGCCUCGGGGGAGUUUCCUGUCCAACAUCAUCAAGCUCACGGUACUUCGGUGGAUCUCAGCCCCAAAUGACGGGGCCAAAAUCAUCUCCUGACCCUCCAAGCUUCUCCCAGGUCCCUGUGGAGACAGGACUCCCCGAUACUUAUCCCGGACAACAAGCGUGCAGUGGGGAGGGUUCGAGGAAUACCGCUGGCUUCUGCCCGGACUGGCAGGAUUUGAUCAGACCUGUGGACCCCCCAAGCAAGGACACAGGUUAUGAAUCUCAGACUCAGAAGGAUAUAUGUGAAAUCGACCCGCCUCUUCCCUUGCGCUCUGAUAUUGAAUAUUACGGCCUUUGCAUGGAACAACAAAGCUGUAAUCCCAUGAAGGGCAGGCAAUGUGGCACUGCUGGUCAUCAGCAGGUUCCAAGGGAAAGUAACGAUCCCGGGAAGUGUGGCCCCCCGGUGCCUUUUGGCUAUUCUCAGCACCCGUACUACCACUGUAAGUUCGACAAAGGAGGUUCCUCAAGCCCAAAUCGCUGGCCCAAACCCGAAGGCCCCCCCAAAGCUGCUGUCGCCGUCAACGCUCUGCGUUCUGCCCCUUCACCGGCAGAGGUCAUGUCUGAGGUCUGCGUGGUCCCUGUGUCACCCCAGGCUCCUGGCGUGGGUGAGGCUUGCUCCCGGGAACCAGGGAUGAAGAAGACCAUCAGUCUGCCUAAUGAGUACCGGAAUGUUUUUGUGACGUACUCUGUGGAUACAGCCCCUGAAAUGGUUCCUUUUGUUGAGUUUCUGACCAAACAUGGCUUCUGUCCGGCGAUUGACAUAUUUGACAAUCCCGUUAGACGCAUGGAUAUCAACAUGUGGAUGGACAGCUAUUUGAAAGAUAAAUCAGUGCUUAUAAUCAUAGCCAUCAGUCCCAAGUACAAGAUGGACAUUGAGGGAUCUGGCCGGGAUGCACAUGGCCUGCACACCAAAUACAUCCACUCCAUGAUGCAGCACGAGUUCAUCCAGCAGGGCAGCCUAAACUUCAGAUUCAUCCCUGUUCUCUUCGCGAACGCGACCCAGAAACAUGUACCAGGCUGGCUUCAGAAUACACGGAUCUACAGGUGGCCCCGUGAUGCGGAGGACAUACUCCUUAGGCUACUCCGUGAAGAGAGGUACAUCCCUCCACCCAUGGCUUCCACGCUCACCCUCACCAUCCGCCCGGUGGGCUUGGACCACGCCAUCACCAUGUAACCACUGAAACAGUCCCUCACUCCUGUAAAAUAUUCAUGUUUUUAUUUCAUGUUGUUCUCAAAACAGCCCAAAUCUCCUGUCUAUAUUAAACUACUGUUGUAGACUGUGUGUUCUGUUAUGGAAGUACUAUUAUAUUGCCAAACUGUUAUUACAUAUUGUUAUUACAUAAUGUAAUCCCACCAAACACUAUUUUUUUACCAUUAUUGUUUAAGGAAUUCAAGUUUUUCCCAAUAAUAAGUCCAUAAUAGAAUUUCAAAUCAAUAGUUUGACUUAAAGAACACAUGAGCUGUAAUGGUAAUAAUUAAUGUCAUUGUCAAUGAGUAUAUAGUGUUUUCACAGCUGCAUUUACACAUUGUAAUCAUGUGUGUUUGAGCCAAAAUUCAGACCAGACCUAGUAUUGGGUUUGUGGGAGUUUAACUUACAGAUAAAUAUUCUGAGGGCAAAACAAAAAAUUAUUGGUUCAGAGAGAUAACCAAUCAACAUCCAAGAUUCUUUCAUUCUCACAUGCAUAGUUAUACAGGUAUAACAUGCAGUGAAAUAUAUCCUGAACCACUCUUUUGACUGUUCAACAUUAGAAUAAAUCAGAUUGUAGAGGAGGCAGGUCCAAGGAACUAGAGGAGGUGGGACCAAGGCAUUUGAUUGGUUGGUCUGACAUCUGACCUAGAUCUGACUGGUUAUCUCUCUGAACCAAUCUUUUUUUGUUCUGUCCUUGGAACUUUUUUGAGUAAGUAAAACUCCCAUGAUCUAGUCGUGGCCUGAUCUUAGUCCUUGGUAACUGGCUGUAUUAUUAUGAUUUUUAAGUUAUAUAUAUGUUUUUAUUUUGAUCUUAAAGUACCUGUCAACACAAGUCUUUAGUUUUCCUGGAGUGGCUUCGGUAUAAUUGUGCUUUGUCAUGGAGAUUAAGCUUAGGGUGCUGAAACUAGUUACAGUAACAUAGGAGGACCUGCGAUCACUACACAGCAAUCUUACAGGUUUCUUCAACAAUAAGCGGUUUUACUUGAGUGAUACGGUACUAUCAGCAAUUUGCCAAGUACAGCAAGCGGACUCUGCAUUACAAGGUGGAAACAUAUUAAAUUGACCAAACUGUC
Molecule: messenger RNA, 3454 nt
Organism: Paramormyrops kingsleyae
Lineage: Eukaryota; Metazoa; Chordata; Actinopteri; Osteoglossiformes; Mormyridae
Source: RefSeq, a predicted model, not a curated record